GAUGGUGUCAUGCCAGUGAAAGACUCUGUAGUACUUAAAAGACGCAAAUGCAAUCAUUGAUUUAAUUUCUUUGCGCUGUGAGAAAUCUCUUUCUUUGUCCAGACCUAUCCAACGCCGGACAGGGCCCAGAGCUCACCCACAAUUGUCAUCCACCCAUUAGUAAGGUUGAAAGCUGUCGGAAACGUGAUCGGGAGACCUUGGCUGGAGCAUCCCACUAACCUCAACAUCUCCAACAACCCCACCGUUCGCCCUUUUGCCUGUUGACGCGCCAUUUCCCACCAUCUUGGAACCCCAACCUACAUCUGUCCAGGAGAACACCAGCAGCUCCGGGAGAAAAAAAGAAAAGAAAGAAAUAGUCCCAGGAAAUACUUCGAUUGACACGCAAUCAACAUGUCUGAUCAAGCAGUUGGUGACUUCGGCCUUAUUGGUUUGGCCGUCAUGGGCCAAAACCUCAUCUUGAAUGCCGCCGAUCAUGGCUUCACCGUUGUCGCCUUUAACCGAACAGUGUCGAAAGUUGAUCGGUUUCUAGAAAACGAAGCCAAAGGCAAAUCGAUUGUCGGAGCUCAUUCCAUCCAGGAAUUUUGCGCAAAGCUCAAGCGGCCCCGCCGGAUCAUGCUGCUGGUCAUGGCCGGUAAACCCGUUGACGACUUCAUCGAUGCCCUUCUCCCCUACGUCGAGCCUGGCGAUAUCAUCAUUGAUGGUGGAAAUUCCCACUUCCCCGACAGCAAUCGUCGUUGCAAAUAUCUCAAGGAGCGCGGAAUCCGGUUCGUCGGAACUGGCGUGUCGGGUGGUGAGGAAGGAGCCCGCUACGGCCCUAGCUUGAUGCCGGGAGGAAACGAGGAAGCUUGGCCAUAUAUCAAGGACAUUUUCCAGAGCAUUGCUGCCAAAAGCUAUGGCGAGCCAUGCUGCGAUUGGGUCGGAGACGAAGGUGCGGGCCACUACGUCAAGAUGGUCCAUAACGGUAUUGAAUAUGGCGACAUGCAACUUAUCUGUGAGGCGUACGACAUCAUGAAACGAGGCCUAGGAAUGACUGCAGCAGAAAUGGGUGACGUUUUUGAGAAAUGGAACAAGGGCGUCCUUGACUCGUUCUUGAUUGAGAUCACCCGUGACGUUUUACGCUAUAACGACGAGGAUGGGAAGCCACUGCUGGAGAAGAUUCUGGAUACCGCUGGGCAGAAGGGAACUGGCAAAUGGACGGCCAUCAAUGCCCUUGACCUUGGUAUGCCGGUGACCUUGAUCGGUGAAGCUGUUUUCGCUCGCUGCCUGAGCGCUUUGAAGAGUGAGCGCGUACGCGCUAGCAAGAUCCUCGGUGGCCCUAAACCCGAGUUCUCCGGCGAUCGUCAGGAGUUUAUCGCGAACCUGGAGCAAGCCCUUUACGCCUCAAAGAUCAUUUCUUAUGCACAAGGUUUCAUGCUUAUCCAGAAUGCUGCCAAGGAGUAUAACUGGAAAUUGAACAAACCAUCAAUCGCACUGAUGUGGCGUGGAGGAUGCAUCAUCCGCUCCGUCUUCUUGAAGGACAUCACCAACGCGUACCGCAACGACCCAGACCUAGAGAACCUUCUGUUCGACGACUUCUUCAACAAGGCCAUCCAUACGGCGCAACCUGGAUGGCGUGAUGUUGUCAGCAAGGCAACCUUAUGGGGAAUCCCUACUCCAGCCUUCUCGACCGCCCUCAGCUUCUACGACGGCUACCGCUCGCACGACCUCCCGGCGAACCUUCUCCAGGCCCAACGUGAUUACUUUGGUGCACAUACCUUUUUAAUCAAGCCUGAGUGUGCCAACGAGAGAUACCCGGCAGGACAGAACCACCACGUCAACUGGACUGGGCGAGGAGGAAACGUCUCGGCAUCAAAUUAUCAAGUCUAAUUGUGCCAUGUUUGCAGUUUAAUUCCAGAUGACCUGCCAUCGCCAAAAGGCUGAAAAGCUCAGGAUAAAAGGCUCGAAAUCUCAAAGAUCAAAGCUCAAAAUGGGCCAUGUUUCAUGACAACUCUUGACAUCAAUGACGCAUUUUUGGAUGCGCUGAUGGAUUUGCUGUAUUUUAGUUAAACUAUUCUAUUCCUUUAUCUCCAUGAGUAAAAGACAGUGUAAGACAAAACAGGAGAUGCCAUUGUUCAAAG
Messenger RNA from Coccidioides immitis RS, 2117 nucleotides. RefSeq names its product 6-phosphogluconate dehydrogenase, decarboxylating 1. Gene Ontology annotation, cellular component: cytosol. Bases 391 to 1866 code for a protein of 491 amino acids. Gene Ontology annotation, molecular function: phosphogluconate dehydrogenase (decarboxylating) activity; NADP binding. Lineage: Eukaryota; Fungi; Ascomycota; Eurotiomycetes; Onygenales; Onygenaceae. Gene Ontology annotation, biological process: pentose-phosphate shunt; pentose-phosphate shunt, oxidative branch. The transcript is spliced from 5 exons. The record is from RefSeq and is a predicted model, not a curated record.